GCGAGAGAGAGACGUGUGUACAGACACAUGUGAGAGUGACACACUGACUGACAGUUGGUUUCAAUAAGGAAAUUCGCGACAUUGUAUAUCUGGAGCACAUGUAAAGACGACGGACGGGGGACAAGUUCAAGCACUGGGAAUGAACUCACACAGCGCGGCCGGCAGUGGGAGAAGAGGCGAAGGAAACCAGUUCCAGUAGAGCUCAUCUGCUUCAUCAGGAUGGGCUGCAGUUGGAGUGGCCAGAAAAGAGUAAAAGGUGACAACUUCUACAAAGGAAAACAAAACCAUGAGGCCUCCAACCCGUCGAAUCACAUCGCACAAAGCGGACAGAACUGCUCGGAUACCGACGUGUUCGUGGCACAACACGACUUCAAAGCGACCAACAACAGCGAUCUACCGUUCAAAAAGGGAGACAAAUUCAAGGUUUUGCAAGAGAACGGAGAAUGGUGGUUGGCCAAAUCGUUAACGACUGGAGAGGAGGGCAUGAUACCCUGUAAUUAUGUAGCCAGAGCAGACACUCUGGAAGUGGAAAAAUGGUUUUUAAAGGACGUGAGUAGAAGACAGACCGAACAACUGCUUUUAGCUCCUGGAAAUAAACCGGGAGCCUUUAUAGUUCGAGCGAGUGAGACCUGUAAAGAUUCCUUCUCGCUGUCAGUCAGAGACUAUGUGAAAGAACAAGGAGAUGUGGUAAAACACUACAAGAUCCGCUGUUUGGAUAAAGGUGGAUACUACAUCGCUCCCACCAACACGUUCCCAUCCCUGCAGGAACUCGUCAAUUACUACACGGGUACAGCCGACGGUUUGUGCCAGCGGCUGCAGGCCCCUUGUAAGGUUAAGGCGCCUGAGCCGCCGUGGGCGCAGGACGAGUGGGAGAUUCCCAGAGAAACCUUGAAGUUGGUGAAGAAACUGGGGGCCGGGCAGUUUGGAGAAGUGUGGAUGGGUUAUUAUAAGAACACGCAGAAGGUCGCUGUCAAGACGUUGAAGGAGGGAACGAUGGAGCCCGAGGCCUUCCUGCAGGAGGCCAACCUGAUGAAGCAGCUGCAGCAUGAACGACUGGUGCGGCUCCACGCCGUGGUCACCAAGGAGCCCAUCCUCAUUGUCACCGAGUUCAUGGUCAAUGGAUGUCUUCUGGACUUUCUGAAAUCAAACGAAGGGAAGAAGCUGAAGCUCAAUAAGCUCAUGGACAUGUCCGCUCAGAUAGCUGAAGGCAUGGCGUACAUCGAGAGGAAGAACUACAUCCACCGAGACGUGCGUGCAGCCAACAUCCUGGUCAGCGACACCCUGACGUGCAAGAUAGCAGACUUUGGCCUGGCCAGGAUCAUCGAGACAGAAUACACAGCUCAGGAAGGUGCCAAAUUUCCCAUCAAAUGGACGGCUCCGAGGCCUCAAUUUGGCACAUUCAGCAUCAAAUCGGAUGUGUGGUCCUUUGGAAUCCUGCUCACGGAGAUAGUCACCUAUGGGAGGAUACCCUACCCGGGAAUGACAAACCCAGAGGUGAUCAGCAGCCUGGACAAGUUGUACAGGAUGCCUUGUCCGGACGCCUGCCCCAAGGAGCUCUUUGACAUAAUGAACAUGUGCUGGAGGCAGAAGCCGGAGGAACGGCCGACUUUUGACUUUCUGCAGAACACUCUCAACGACUACUUCAUCGCCACGGAGGGACAGUAUGAGAUGCAGCCCUGAUUAAAUAAACGGUUUCCUGUUGAUGAUCAGGAGACAGCAACAUGUUCUAAGCAGAGAUGCGGGACCUGAGCGGAUGAGGACCAACUAAACACAAUUCUUUUAAAAUCACGGUUUUGUUUGUACAUAGUUGUUUUUUACGCAUGAAAUGGACGCAUAGGUUGUGCAUUCCCUUUGAGUGGAUGUCAAAGCCGUUGAUGCGCAGCAGCUCAUAACACCGGAAGCGUUUUAACAUCCUCCCUGAUCGGGACGAUGUACGACGGUUUGGAGCGUGGAAACAUCAUUUCAGCACAUGAAGUAGGAUGGCGUCUGGACGCGAGGAAGUCAAGUCCGCUCAGGUAAUGUUACAGAUAAAUAAUGUGCUUGGUGGAGAAAACAAGCAGCCUGAGAUUAAAUGUACAAUACUUUGCACUUUUUAAAUUCCUUCAGUCCGCCAGCGGCUACAGAAAAAGAUAAAGGCCUUUUAACGACAAUUUAUACUUGCAUCUAUGUUCUUUGUGAAUAAAAAUAUUUACAUUACA
Molecule: messenger RNA, 2198 nt
Organism: Gasterosteus aculeatus aculeatus (three-spined stickleback)
Lineage: Eukaryota; Metazoa; Chordata; Actinopteri; Perciformes; Gasterosteidae
Gene: blk
Product: BLK proto-oncogene, Src family tyrosine kinase
Biological process (GO): protein phosphorylation
Molecular function (GO): protein tyrosine kinase activity; protein binding; ATP binding
Source: RefSeq, a predicted model, not a curated record